This is a messenger RNA of Sparassis crispa, 387 nucleotides long. Its product is annotated as 13 kDa ribonucleoprotein-associated protein. The coding region runs from base 1 to 387 and encodes 128 amino acids. Gene Ontology annotation, biological process: maturation of SSU-rRNA; mRNA splicing, via spliceosome. The transcript is spliced from 4 exons. The record is from RefSeq and is a predicted model, not a curated record. Gene Ontology annotation, cellular component: small-subunit processome; U4/U6 x U5 tri-snRNP complex; precatalytic spliceosome. Gene Ontology annotation, molecular function: RNA binding. NCBI's taxonomy places the organism in Eukaryota, Fungi, Basidiomycota, Agaricomycetes, Polyporales, Sparassidaceae.
AUGACGGAUCCUAGCCAGCGCGCGAAGGCUUGGCCGUUGGCUGAAUCGGAUUUGAAUGAUCAGAUCUUGGAUCUCGUUGAGCGAGCUUCACAGUUCAAACAGCUGAAGAAGGGAGCCAAUGAAGCAACAAAAACUCUGAACCGUGGUAUCGCGGAGAUUAUCAUCUUGACAGCCGACACGGAACCCUUGGAAAUCCUACUGCACCUCCCUCUGUUGUGUGAAGAAAAGAACGUGCAGUAUGUCUUUGUUGCUUCCAAGGCAGCUUUAGGCCGUGCUUGCGGCGUAUCGAGACCUGUCAUCGCUGCGAGUGUCACAACCAAUGAGAACAAGGAGCUGUCUAGCCAAAUCCUGACGAUCAAGAGGGCGAUAGACAAGCUCAUGAUCUGA